AAAGAGCAACAAAAAUCGAAAAGCCGUUCUUCUUUCCUUUUCUGUCUCUGGUAAAGCGGGGAAGAAGAAGGAUGAUUUGCGUCUUCAUCUGAGCCUCUCAAAACUUCUUCGAUGAUGAUUGCGUCCAUCUUCGCCGCUUGAGCGAUGACAUCAUCGAUGCGAAGUCGGUGCAAUCCCCUCCCGUGAAGUUAGUCCUCCCUUAUCUCCGGAGCGACACGGUUCCCGCACUUCCUUUUGAUUCGUGCGAAGAUCGGGGCUGAAAUCGGAUCAGAUCCACAAAGCGGAGCAAGAGAUAUCCAUAAAACAUAAAAUGUCAUUGAUCAAGCGCAUAGCUCCAUUUUUUGCUGCUCGGAUUCGAGAGAACCAUAGGCUUUUGAGCUCUUCUGCUUCAGCACUUCGUGAAGCUUCUUCCUCUCCAUUGACAUCUCCUGAUGACAUACACCCGACUGACAGUUGCAUUCAGAGAAUGAAAGAACUGUGGGAGAGUGAAGGAUCCUGUAGCGAGAAACUGCUCCGCUUGAGUGUAGAAACUGGUGGUUGUUCGGGUUUCCAGUACGUUUUCGAUUUGGAUGACAAAGCCAAUUCAGAUGAUAGGAUUUUUCAGAGAGAUGGAGUUAAACUUGUCGUAGACAAUAUUUCAUAUGAUUUUGUGAAAGGGGCAACUGUUGACUAUGUCGAAGAGCUUAUCCGCUCGGCUUUCCAGGUAACUACAAACCCUAGUGCUGUGGGAGGGUGUAGCUGCAAGAGUUCUUUCAUGGUAAAACAGUAAUCCCCACAUUUGCUGGAUGGAUCAUUACCUCGCUCUCCACUGACAUAUAGUUAGUUCUCCAGAAACUUUAGCGUUCCUUGAUUACUAUGCUUUGGAAUGUAAUCAUGUGCCAUUGAGUUAUUCAUUGUAAAGUUGGACACACCAGUCAUAGACUAAUAACACUUCCGGAGUCAUGUUACUCGUUUGUAAGUUCUACACCUGAGCCUGCUUUUUGGACUUUCGACGAGUAUUUUUUAUGAUGCUUCCAUCCAUUUCUUGUUGAUC
Messenger RNA from Rhodamnia argentea, 1033 nucleotides. RefSeq names its product iron-sulfur assembly protein IscA-like 2, mitochondrial. The record is from RefSeq and is a predicted model, not a curated record. The transcript is spliced from 5 exons. Gene Ontology annotation, biological process: iron-sulfur cluster assembly. Lineage: Eukaryota; Viridiplantae; Streptophyta; Magnoliopsida; Myrtales; Myrtaceae. Gene Ontology annotation, cellular component: mitochondrion. The coding region runs from base 311 to 769 and encodes 152 amino acids. Gene Ontology annotation, molecular function: iron ion binding; 2 iron, 2 sulfur cluster binding; 4 iron, 4 sulfur cluster binding.